Messenger RNA from Diprion similis, 2706 nucleotides. RefSeq names its product T-complex protein 1 subunit epsilon (gene CCT5). Gene Ontology annotation, molecular function: ATP hydrolysis activity; ATP binding; ATP-dependent protein folding chaperone. Bases 120 to 1751 code for a protein of 543 amino acids. Lineage: Eukaryota; Metazoa; Arthropoda; Insecta; Hymenoptera; Diprionidae. The record is from RefSeq and is a predicted model, not a curated record. Gene Ontology annotation, cellular component: chaperonin-containing T-complex. Gene Ontology annotation, biological process: protein folding. The transcript is spliced from 8 exons.
GAAGGAAGAAGAGGCUCAGCAGUGAGCCACAAAAUGGCCGUACGUUCAUAGUGUGGUUCGGUCGCCCGAGUUUACGUUUACUAAUACAUCACGGAACUUGAACCACUAUAACUUGAAACAUGGCUUUUCCUGGUUCUAUCGCGUUCGAUGAGUACGGAAGGCCGUUCAUUAUCCUGCGAGAUCAAGACAAGCAGAAUCGUUUGACCGGCAACGAUGCGAUUAAGUCGCAUAUCUUGGCAGCUCGGAGUAUUGCCAAUACGUUGAAAACAUCUCUGGGCCCCAAAGGAUUGGACAAGAUGUUAGUUAGCUCUGAUGGUGAUGUAACGGUAACAAAUGAUGGAGCUACGAUCCUGAAAAACAUGGACGUGGAUCACGAAAUUGCCAAGUUGAUGGUGCAGCUUUCUCAAUCGCAGGAUGAUGAGAUAGGCGAUGGCACAACUGGCGUUGUUGUAUUGGCUGGCGCGCUGAUGGAGCAAGCUGAGCAGCUGUUAGACAAAGGAAUUCACCCAAUUCGAAUAGCCGAUGGUUUUGAGCUCGCAGCCCAAUGUGCGAACAAACAUUUAGACACCAUUGCGGAGGCUUUCCCUGUCAACCUCAAGGAUUUGGAACCGCUAAUCAAGACUGCCAUGACCACUCUUGGUUCCAAAAUUGUCAACAAGUGUCACCGACAAAUGGCAGAGAUUGCUGUCAAUGCAGUGAUGGCUGUCGCUGAUUUGGAGACACGAGACGUCAAUUUUGAGUUGAUCAAACUCGAAGGUAAAGUUGGAGGACGCCUUGAAGAUACAAUGUUAGUUCGUGGCGUUGUCGUAGACAAAGACUUCAGUCAUCCUCAAAUGCCCAAGAGGUUGGAGAAUGUGAAGUUGGCAAUUCUCACUUGUCCGUUUGAGCCGCCAAAACCGAAAACUAAACAUAAGCUUGACGUGACUUCUGUAGAGGACUACAGAGCAUUGCGAGAAUAUGAACGUGAGAAAUUUACUCAAAUGGUAUCUCAAGUCAAACAAGCCGGGGCAACGCUCGCUAUUUGCCAGUGGGGAUUUGACGAUGAAGCCAAUCACCUUCUCCUCCAGGAACACCUGCCCGCUGUUCGAUGGGUCGGUGGACCCGAAAUCGAGUUAAUUGCUAUCGCCACUGGCGGUCGCAUCGUUCCUCGAUUCGAGGAAUUGACUCCUGAUAAAUUGGGAUACGCGGGUGUGGUCAGAGAGUUGACUUUUGGAACCACGAAGGACCGCAUGCUUGUCAUCGAGGAAUGCAAGAACUCUCGCGCGGUAACCAUUUUCAUUCGUGGAGGCAAUAAAAUGAUUAUUGAGGAAGCGAAACGUUCCAUCCACGAUGCGCUGUGCGCUGUACGUAAUCUCGUAACGGAUGGAAGAAUAGUUUAUGGAGGUGGAGCAGCCGAAGUAUCAUGCGCAUUGGCCUGCGCUGCUCAUGCCGACAAGAUCAGCACCCUUGAGCAGUAUGCAUUCCGUGCAUUCGCUGAUGCGCUCGAAGCCAUCCCCAUGGCAUUAGCAGAAAACGCAGGUCUUUCUCCUGUCGAUGCUCUUGCCGAAGCCAAGGCGCGUCAGCUGACCGAAUCCAACUCUAGUCUUGGAAUCGAUUGCAUGAACGUUGGCACAACUGACAUGAAAGUUCAGAACGUCAUCGAAUCCCUGAAGAGUAAGCAGCAGCAGAUAUUACUUGCCACGCAAUUGGUGAAGAUGAUAUUAAAGAUAGAUGAUAUCAGAUCUCCCAGUGACAAUGGUAUGGGAGGUUAAAUCUUCCGAACAUUCACAACAAAGAUUGUUCAACUUUUUACGGCACGUUAACUCGACUUGAUUAUUGUAUUAUUAAUACGCUUCAUCUGUAUUGUUUCUGAUAGUUAUUAAAUAUCAUUCAGACCGCUUACUACGCUCUGAUUAAACAAUUAAUUGAAUUCACGCUAAAAUUAAUUUAUAAUAAAAUAAAGCUAUAAUUGACAUAAAAAAAAUUAAAACUAUGUAAUUCAUCUCUAUUUCAUCAUUCAGAUUGCUAUUCAUCGCAGGCAAUAUUCCGAAGGUAGAGGUUAUCCCGCGUUGAUGGUUACAUUUUAUCAUAUGUGCAUUCUACCUACAGUGAUUAGGUGAGGAUUUUCCAAGGAUACAAUAUGAUUAUUCAGCUCGGACUAUCGCACAAUUUGGUCACAAUAAAAAUAGAUUCUGCAAAUUGAAAAAUCCGAAAAAUAUUUAUAAAUAUUAAAUAUUAUCAGAGAUCGAAUGCAGUCUGAACUGAAUAUACAACUUGUACUUGUGCAUUUGAUAUAGAAAGACACGUUGCACACAAAUCCAUUUUGUAUUCUGAUUAGGUAUAUCAUAUUUUUUAUACUACGUAUGUAACACGCAUAAUGACUUGCUUCAACAUUUUACAAGCAUUUACGAGUAACAUUAAUCUAAGAUGACUAAGGUUUAAAAUUUGACAUGAAAUACACAAUUAUUGAAGGCAGGUGAUAAUGUCAAGACAUAGAGAAGAACGCAGUAUUGUAAUUUUUGAAUUCCAUGCUACUCAUCAUCAUUAUUAAACUCAAAUUUCGACACCAACGUAACAAUGCAGGAUGUCAGCAAACCCCGGAAAUUCGGUAAUAGCCUGACAAUCGGCUGAAAAAUAUCUGAAAUCCUUUAUUAUCCUUAAUUUGGUGUGCCUUCAUUUGUAAUUACAAUGAAACAUUACUUUUUUAUGAAUAAAUCAAUAAUCAGA